This is a messenger RNA of Morus notabilis, 1458 nucleotides long. RefSeq names its product ribonuclease P protein subunit p29. Lineage: Eukaryota; Viridiplantae; Streptophyta; Magnoliopsida; Rosales; Moraceae. The record is from RefSeq and is a predicted model, not a curated record. The coding region runs from base 17 to 910 and encodes 297 amino acids. The transcript has 8 exons. Gene Ontology annotation, biological process: rRNA processing; tRNA 5'-leader removal. Gene Ontology annotation, molecular function: ribonuclease P RNA binding. Gene Ontology annotation, cellular component: ribonuclease MRP complex; ribonuclease P complex.
UGUGAGCUCUGUUUCAAUGGCGACUCCUGAUAACAAUAGAGUUCCUCAAGAUCAAAAGAAACGCAGUUUGGAGGCAUUAGAGCGAAGAUUCGCAUCUGCCAAAGCUGAACUUGCUCUGCACCAGAAGAAGCAGACCGCUAUUACCUCCAGCCAAGAAGAUGGAAAACACUCCAAUUCCACUGAUUCGUCAGUUAAAGGGAAUUUCACUUUCUCAGGCUAUUUUGCUUUAGAAGAUGUUGACAAAAAUGAUCCAACGUACUCAAACCUUUCUCAAUCAGUUCAUGAGAAUUUAUUGACGACCAAUAUUUCUGGUAGAAGAGAAAGCAAAGUUGAUAAGAUUUUGCAUAAUCUUCUUCAAAACGGCGAUUCAGCUCAGAAGUACAUGCAAGGAUCGAGAAGCAAAAAGAUUGACAAUGUGAUCCUGCUGGAUAAUUAUGUUCAAGGACGGAGAAUGCCUACCGGUUCUCGACUCAGGGCUUUGCAAAUCCAUUCGAAACGUUCGAAAAAGCACAUGUCAAUGAAGCAACAUAAAAAGCAUGGAUCAUUGGAUUUGCCUCGAGAGCUCCAUAAAUAUGAAAACUUCAAACCAAUGCAUGAGAUGUGGAAAGAUUACAUGACCCAGCUUCUUAAAGUUUGUGGAAAAAAUCAGAUCGCUCAAUGUCUUAUGGAAGCAGAUCUACAUGGUGCUAUUAUUUUAGUUGUUGAGUGUAAAAUAACUUCUUUCACUGGGGUGAGUGGUAUCGUGAUUCGUGAAACUGCAGAGACAUUUGGGAUUAUCACUCAAGACGAUAAAUUCCGAGUUGUCCCCAAAAAGUUUUCCGUCUUUGUGUUCCAAGUCGAUUGCUGGAAGGUUACACUGCAAGGAGACAAACUCACUUCAAGAGAUACUCCGCUGAUGCGCCAAUUUUGAACUCGCAGAAGAAAUCAGAUAAGCGCAUUAAUUUCUGUAGUGGAUGAUUCUUCAUUAGGCUAAUCUUUGGUGGUAGUGAUGUUUUUAUUCUCUCUUUGGUCUGGUCUAGGAAGUUGUUUUAACAAAGCUUCCUCAUAAACUGAAGCCUCUAACAUAGCACGUGUUUUUAAUCUUGUAACAAUUCAAGUUUUUUCAUAAAGUUGUGGCAUCUUUUAACUUGGCAUAGAUGUUUAUACGGUUCCCAAAUACGGUUAUAUGGCCUUUUUGGAUCUUGCAAAAGCUACUAGAAUGAAUUUGUAUAACAGCAAAGUCCUUACUUUCCAACACAUCACUCGGAGUAAAUUUGCAUGACUACAUCGAUUUCUUGUAUAAUGAUGCAUUUGGAUUUGGGAUCUUAUGUUUGGUAUCUUUGUAAUUGCUUGAUAUACUAAAGAAAUCGUGAUAGAUUUUUUUACGAUGCAAUACUCUCCAUUAAUUGAAACUUGCACACAAAGUCUGAUGAAACUUGAUAUAUGAUAUGAUUUUUACCGAAGAAAAAACACGUUGUU